UAUAAAUAGACCGACAGUGGCCAUUCUUUAACAGUUUGCGUCUCGCUCGCCUCGUUUGUGCUGAAUCCGGAGAGAUUUGAGCGCGCCUGUCAAGCCCGUUUUCUUCCACUUGGCGGUGACGCAAGUUGGCAACAACUUGGCAGGCAAGCUGAAGGAGGGGAAUAUGAAGGCUGACUUGGAGGCUUCUCUGCCUGCAGGACAGGAGGAUGUUGCAAUCCGCUGCCGAGACGUGUCGCGGUCUUACGGCAAACUGAAGGUCCUCAGCAACCUCAACCUGACUGUUCCACAGGGACAAAUUUAUGGCCUUUUGGGGCCCAGUGGAUGUGGGAAGACCACGCUUCUGAAGUGCAUUGUGGGAACUCUGAAAAUCUCGCGGGGUCACAUCACUGUGUUGGGGAAGCCGCCUGCGUUCCCUGGCCAUGGCGUGCCGGGGAAGAUGGUCGGAUACAUGCCACAGGACCUGGCUUUGUACAACGAAUUCACUAUCAGUAACACCCUGACCUUCUUCGGCCGAAUCCACGGCCUGACGUCGAAGCAAACCCAGGCGCGCAUGGACUUCCUCAUCGACUUCCUGGAUCUACCUCAGAAGCACAGUCUGGUCCGAAAUCUCAGCGGCGGCCAGAGGCGCAGGGUGUCUCUGGGAGCUGCUCUGCUGCAGAACCCAGAGCUGCUCAUCCUGGAUGAACCGACAGUCGGCGUGGACCCUGUGCUCAGGGCCAAGAUCUGGCAACAUCUGGUGGAGAUUGUGAAGACGGGGAAAGUCUCUGUGAUUAUCACCACACACUACAUAGAGGAGGCCAGGCAAGCCAAUGUGGUCGGCCUCAUGAGGAACGGCUGUUUGCUGGCUGAAGGUCCUCCAGACGCUGUCAUGAAGCAGCACAAUGCAGCAACCCUGGAGCACGCCUUCCUGCAGCUGUGUGAGACCUCGGACCACAUCACCUCCAAUCAGGGGUCCAGUCCCCAGGGUGGGCCUUUGGAGAACAGCCAAUCGUUCGAGAGCGGGCGGGAGGAGAGUCGGCCAAUCCUCGGGGUCCGACCAGGAGCUGCAGAGGAAGUUCCCAAAUAUUCAGCGGACUGGAAGGUGCGAGCCCGCCAUAUGCUGCCGAAGUGGAGAAACAUCGCCGCCCUCAUGAUCAAAACAAUGGUGCGGAUGAAGAGGAUGCCGGGCUCGUUGUGUUUCCAGUUCUUGCUGCCCGUCAUCCAGGUCUCUCUGAUCUGUUUGUGUAUUGGAGGAGACCCGAAGGGGAUCCAAGUAGCUGUGGUGAACAACGAGACCUCCCCCUCUGCUUACAGCCAAUCGCUGCUCUCCUUCCUGGACAACUCCAGCGUGCAACAGGUGCCCUUGUCCCAUAAGGAUGCUUUCGAUGGGAUCUAUAAUGCAGAGUACUGGGGCGUUAUAGGCUUUGGCAAGAACUUCAGCAGCUACCUGACAAAGAGGAUGAUCCAGCGGCAGGUUUCUAAAGAGGUGGUUGACGGAGGAUCAGUCCACGUCUGGCUGGACCUUACAAAUCGACAAAUUGGUCUCAUGCUGCAGAAGAAACUACACGAGGCCUUUCAGGCUUUUGUAGAUAAUAAGUUGGGCAGUAUGUCAUACCUGGUCGCCCUGCCAAUAAAGUUCGAAGAGCCGAUCUAUGGCAGCCAAAACACGGACUUCACCACGUUUGUGACACCGGGAGCUGUGCUCAGUAUCACCUUCUACCUGGCCGUGGGUCUGACAGCUCUCUCCUUUGUCCUGGAGAGGAAGGAGGGACUUUUGGACAGAUGCUGGGUCGCAGGUGUGAGCUCUCUGGAGACGAUGCUGGCUCACCUCUUCUCUCAGCUCUUCGUCAUCAGCGUUCAGAUCAUCCUGCUGCUCCUCUUCAUACUGCUCGUCUUCAAGAUGCCUAAUGAGGGCUCCUUGGUGCUGGUCAUAAUGCUGAUCGUGCUGCAGGGCAUCACCGGCAUCUCGUUUGGCCUCGUCAUCUCAGCCGCCAUCGACGACGAGCAGAGCGCCAACCAGGCCGCCCUGGGCAUCUUCUACCCCAACCUCAUCAUCAGUGGUAUCAUCUGGCCUGUGGAGUGUAUCCCGUAUCCUCUCCGCUACCUCAGCCUGGCUCUUCCUCAGACUUACGCCUCAGAAGCCCUUCGCUGUAUCAUGUACAGAGGUUGGGGUCUGUCUCGGAUGAUGGUGUGGCGAGGCUUCGCGGUCACCCUGGGCUGGAACACCUUCUUCCUCAUCCUGGCCACGGUCAUCUUAAAGCUGAGGACGUGACAGCCUCGUCCAAGAGGAGCUUCUUCAGUGCUGGGACAGAGCCGCCGGGUGAAGCCCAGGAGCCAGUGACUCACCUGGGCCUCCUGUCUGUGGAUGGACCUGAGCAGAGAGCAGGAGGGAGUGUGACAGACUGACGGGGAUGAUGCGUCGGUCUCCCUCUUCCAAAUUAUCUGCCUCACAUGCUCACACACACACAACAACAACAACAAUUU
Messenger RNA from Chelmon rostratus (copperband butterflyfish), 2463 nucleotides. RefSeq names its product ATP-binding cassette, sub-family H, member 1 (gene abch1). Lineage: Eukaryota; Metazoa; Chordata; Actinopteri; Chaetodontiformes; Chaetodontidae. Gene Ontology annotation, molecular function: ATP binding; ABC-type transporter activity; ATP hydrolysis activity. The transcript is spliced from 20 exons. The record is from RefSeq and is a predicted model, not a curated record. Gene Ontology annotation, cellular component: ATP-binding cassette (ABC) transporter complex; membrane. Gene Ontology annotation, biological process: transmembrane transport. The coding region runs from base 164 to 2251 and encodes 695 amino acids.